AUGUCAUUUUUUAAGUUGAUAACUCCUAAGGCAUUUGUGGAAUUGGCCCAAAAGGAAACCUCUCGUCGUGUUAUACCUGUGGAUUCUACAUGGUAUUUGCCCAACCUUAAUCGUAACGGUAAGCAAGAAUUUCUAACCUUGGAUCGUAUUCCAAAUUCCGUCUUCUUUGAUAUUGAUGCUGUUAAAGAUGUGAAUUCUCCGUACCCACACAUGGUUCCAGACUUAGCCACUUUUAACCAAUCAAUGAGUGAAUUAGGUUUACAGAGAAACGAUGUGCUUGUGGUUUAUGACAGAAUUGGUAACUUUAGUGCACCUCGUUGUGCAUGGACACUAGCUGUCUUUGGUCACCCUUCAGUGUAUUUGCUCAACAAUUAUAAUCUGUACAAGAAGUUGGGGUACCCAGUGGAAAACGACAAGAGAACUAAAUGGUCAGAACUGGGUCCAACUGAGUACAAAUCAGAUAUAGAUCUUUCCGCACAAAAGGUUAUUGGCUACGAUGAGAUGUUGCAAUUAGUCACUUCUGGUGAAUUGUCUAAGCGUUUUAACGUUUUUGACGCCAGAACAGUAGGAAGAUUCGACGGUUCAGCACCUGAACCGAGACCAGAAAUGUCUUCUGGUCAUAUAAAAGGAACACAACCACUUCCCUUUGGAGAACUACUCGAACAGGACUCUGGUGCGUUCCCAGAAUCUCCAGAACUAAUGAAAAAAAGAUUUGAUGAAGCUUUAGCUAAAUUAAAGGACAACUACAACCCAUCUCUGCCAACGAUCGCCAUGUGCGGAACCGGUGUGACCGCUUGCAUCGUCAUGGCAGGACUUGAACACGCAGGCAUUAGAGAUGUAAAGCUCUACGAUGGUUCAUGGACCGAAUGGGUGAUGAGAUCUGAUCCUAAGUUGAUCACCAAGGGUAGAGACUAG
This is a messenger RNA of Zygosaccharomyces rouxii, 915 nucleotides long. It is a transcript of the gene TUM1, whose product is annotated as thiosulfate sulfurtransferase. Gene Ontology annotation, molecular function: thiosulfate-cyanide sulfurtransferase activity. The record is from RefSeq and is a predicted model, not a curated record. NCBI's taxonomy places the organism in Eukaryota, Fungi, Ascomycota, Saccharomycetes, Saccharomycetales, Saccharomycetaceae. The transcript has a single exon. Gene Ontology annotation, cellular component: mitochondrion. Bases 1 to 915 code for a protein of 304 amino acids. Gene Ontology annotation, biological process: transsulfuration.